AUGAUGAUUGCACUUCCCAUGCAUGUUACUUUUAAAAUAUGUGAAUUUUUGCAAGUAGGCAUUGGAAUAUCAGCCAAUACCUUCCUCCUUCUCUUUCACGUCUUCCCACUCCUGGACCACAGGCCUAAGCCAACCAAGCUGAUCAUCUGUCACGUGGCAGUUAUCCACAUGAUGAAACUCUUCACUGCACUGUUACUGUUGUCUUCAGAUCUGUUUGAAUCACCAAACUUUCAGAAUGAUUUCAAAUGCAACGUUUUAUUCUACGUGAGUAGAGUGACAAGGUGUCUUUCCAUCUCCACCACCUGCCUCCUGAGCAUCCUCCAGACCAUCACCAUCAGCCCCAGCACCUCCUGUUUGGGGAGAUUUAAACAGAAAUGCACUAAGUACAUCUUCCAUUCCUUCAUCAUCUUAUGGUUUCUCAGCUUGUCUCUCAGUAUUCACUGCAUCUUGUACACUGUUGCUUCUUCUAAUGUGACCCAGAUCAAUCUACUGCAUAUCAGUAAAUACUGCUCACUUUCUCACAUAAAUUUCAUCAUCAGGGCACUACUUUUCACUUUGACAUUAUGCAGGGAUGUCUACUUCCUAGGAACCAUGCUGCUCUCAAGUGCAUACACGGUGAUUCUCUUGUCCAGGCAUCAGAGGCAGUGCCAGUACCUUCACAGCACCCGCCUCUCCUCAACAGUCUCUCCUGAGAGAAAGGCCACUCAGACUGUCCUGUUGUUGGUGAGUUUCUUUGUGGUCGUGUACUGGAUAGACUUCAUCAUCUCAUCACCUGUAACCCUGUUAUGGGUAUAUGACCCCAUCACCCAAGAUUUCCAGAAGCUUUUGGGCAAUGUUUAUGCCACAAUCAGUCCUUUCAUACUAAUUAGUUCUGAUAAAAGGAUAAAUACGUUGCAAAAAUGUGGCAAAAUUACAAUAUAUUUUAAUUGA
This is a messenger RNA of Hyaena hyaena (striped hyena), 930 nucleotides long. Its product is annotated as putative vomeronasal receptor-like protein 4. The record is from RefSeq and is a predicted model, not a curated record. Gene Ontology annotation, cellular component: membrane. Gene Ontology annotation, molecular function: pheromone receptor activity. Gene Ontology annotation, biological process: G protein-coupled receptor signaling pathway. NCBI's taxonomy places the organism in Eukaryota, Metazoa, Chordata, Mammalia, Carnivora, Hyaenidae.